This is a messenger RNA of Aspergillus tanneri, 366 nucleotides long. RefSeq lists its product as uncharacterized. Bases 1 to 366 code for a protein of 121 amino acids. The transcript has 2 exons. NCBI's taxonomy places the organism in Eukaryota, Fungi, Ascomycota, Eurotiomycetes, Eurotiales, Aspergillaceae. The record is from RefSeq and is a predicted model, not a curated record.
AUGAAAGAGUAUUUGCCCCCGACCCUUGGAGACUUAUUCCAGGAACUUGACUCCGACAAACCUGAUGUCGGCUGGCAACGUCUAGGUGAACCGAAUCAUCACAUAGAGAAGACCCGGAUACUUGAUAUGUUUCCUAUAUUUCUCCUGCGUGCUAGCUCAACGAAAGUUUCUAGUGACAAAUCCGAUGAGAAGACUAGUUCCUUCUUCGACGAGACACUCGGCUGGGAGCACUAUCGACACGGUCUUAUCAGUGAAGCUAUUGUGAUUUCUGCUGAGCGUUAUUCUAUGUUCUCGGCUAACGCAAUCGCCGAGACUACCAAUCGUAUUCGGCAAUUUUGUGAUAAGAUUGAUCCAGGCGAUGCAUGA